GACCCCUCCCCCGCACCGACGUGAUUCGGAUCGCUCGGUGCUGGCGCCGCCCUCAUGCGCUCCGCCUGGCCCCUACCUGGUCCCCUUUCCUUUUCAGGUGGAGGAGAUGCCGCCGUCCCGUCGGUCUGGGACGAACCCAGCUCCCCGGAUCCCGGGCUGGAGAGGCGCGUCGCGGCCCCGGGGCCUGGUGGCACGGGCAGGAAGGAGGACCCGGCGGCGGGCUCUGCCUGGGCUUGCCUGGGCUUGUUCCGAGCCGGGCUGCUUCUUGGUGACCGCGCAAAUCGGGGGCAUUUGGAGAUUUUGCGGGAGUCCUGCAGCCAAGCUCCGGGGAAGGAGAGGCCUGGAAACCUGCACUACCUGCUCGCCCCGUCCCAGCGUGCACCCAGGUGCUGGGGAGAGGCAGGACAGGCCUGUCCCCCGAGUCCCCUCCGGAUGCCGUGGACCGGCCAGCUGUGAGUGUUUCUUUGGCAGUGUCUUAGCUGGUUGUUGUGAGCAAUAGUAAGGAAGCAAUCAGCAAGUAUACUGCCCUAGAAGUGCUACACAUUGUGGGGCCUGAGAGGGAAGAUGAGGCGAGAGAUGCCCAGACCAGUGGGAGACGCCAGGACUUUGGAAGCUCUUCUGCGCCACGGUGGGUGGUGAGGGCGGCUGGGAAAGUGAGCUCCAGGGCCCUGGGAGCAGCCUGCUCGUGGGUGCGGAAGGAAAAAGGCACAGGGGCUUGGUGUGGGCGGCUUUUGGCUGGGAGAAGUUUGCACGUAGGGAGAAUAGUAGCCAGUGUUUGCAGAGCACUUACUAUGCAGGAAGGCCUGUCCUAAGCAUUCUAAGUGUAUUACAUCAUGAACAAGUGUCUGUGAUUAGCCCCGUCUUGCAGAGAAGGAAACAGAAGUACAAACAGAAAAUGUAACUAAGCAUGCACUUAAUAAAAAGGCACCAGGUUUUGAACCCAAUCAAUCUGGCUCAAGAAUCUGCGCCCAGCCACUGGCUCCUGUUCUUAGAGAUGAACGUAGUGUCCUGGAGCCUGCUCCACAUUGUGACUUGAUCAUGAGUGUACGCGCUUCCUGUCCCCAGAGGACAGAUUUCCAGUGCAAUCAUAGAAAGUGCCUGUGUGGGCUUCAGGAGAUGUGUCUGCCUUGGGGAGAAUUUUCCUUUUCAGCUAGAGCCAGGCCCAGGAUGUUGACGUCAGUGAGACGCUGGUGACGUUCUCUGAUCCAGCGGCUGAUAAAAGUUUCUCCAAGACAGCUCAGUCUUGAGGUCCCACUGGCUUCACCUACAGAUGCCAACUUUGAGGCCAGUGAACUGUGAGGCCAGCUGGGCUGAUUGCCAUGGCAACAGGAAUUGGACCCAAGUCACUGGAGGAUGGAGAGGGAAGACACAGCGGCGGCUUCCCCAGGUCUUGGACCACAAGGCACAGCCGUGGCCUCCAGAAAGCCUGAGAGAACCCGUUAGUGGGUCCUGCACUCUGACACAGCUCACACAAUCAGCCUCUGGUCCUCGCCCUCCUCCCAUUGGUGUCGUUGUACUCUCUGACAGUGACAUUGAGCAGUGAGUGCUCCAGAUCUCGUUCUACUGAUUUUUCCCACUGUUCUCCAGUCUAGCGCUUUCCAAAAUUCAUCCAAACUUAAGAGGUGACGCCAAAUGUCAGUGGCUUAUACCUCAGACCCCAUGGACUAAGACAAGCCUCUGGGGUCCAUGUGUCACCAAGGAUGGGGUCUUCUAGUACCUUUCACACAGGCCAGGGAUAGCACCUGCUGUGACCCCCGCCCCCAGCCUCUGCUUCUUCUCCCAUUCCCCUUCCAGCCACUGCCCUGGGCACCUCCCCUGCUCCCACCCCCGUGCCUGGGCCCAUCUUUCUGCCUCACUGAUUGCGGGGCUCCCUAGCACUGGAGGGGAAGGGAGCCUGCUUCCAUUCUCACCACUCUGAAAGUCAGAGGCCCCGCAGAGAGGUUUUUUGGGAUUUGGAGCCUAACCUUGGUCUUGACACAGUCCGGCUGAGAAGGCCAUCCCCCAGUGAAGCCAGCCCUCCCUCCCUCUGCAGAGGAAACAGGCAGCUAGAUGCUUCAGCAAACGGGAAUUGUUCUUUUUUUCCUCAAAUAGACUGGAGUGCAGAGGACUUGCUUCAGAGAGAGCCCCUUUGUAACGCACAUUGCACGGGCCGUGCCCCAUGCCCACUCGGCCACAAACUCCCCUUAGCUGCCCAGCCCCGUGGAGCCAGGCGUGGGCUGAAGUGGAGCCAAUGAAAUGCUUGGAAUGCCAGCCGCAGCGACAGGCCAGCACUCAUGCCUCUCGGGAGUUCUGACCAAAGCAGCACUGAGGACUGCUUCAGAGAGAAGUCUACACCAUUUUCUCCAGUUUUAGGCAGAAGUAAAGAAUGUCUCUGCCUUCUCCCAACCAGCAAUUGAUUCAGAGUCCUGAGCUUUUAAAUGAAAGGACCCCUCUGUUGCUUUAUGCAGUAGCCAGCCUAUUCAUUUGAGUCCAGGUGAAAUCAUUUUCGAGUAAACUCUUCCUAUCCAGCUUUGCUUUUAGUUAUGCUGACAUAAAAACAAUACAAAUUGCCCUUCUCAGAGUUCACCUGUAAAAGUUCCUGGAUAAUUAGUAAGGAAACAGAAACAGCAGACAGUUGUUGCUUCAGAUAAAAAUGAUGUCUGGGCUGGGCAUGGUGGUGCAUGCCUGUAAUCCCAGCACUUU
This is a messenger RNA of Rhinopithecus roxellana (golden snub-nosed monkey), 2682 nucleotides long. RefSeq lists its product as uncharacterized. The coding region runs from base 55 to 456 and encodes 133 amino acids. Lineage: Eukaryota; Metazoa; Chordata; Mammalia; Primates; Cercopithecidae. The transcript has 2 exons. The record is from RefSeq and is a predicted model, not a curated record.